GCGGUGAUUGUAAAUAGUCCGUCUUUAGACUUGUUCCGUGCAGGUACGAUUGCGAUUUGAGAACAGCGAGCGCAGCGAUUGGUCAGUCACAGUGCAGUGUAUUCGAAGAAUGGCCAUCUAUUCUUUUAACGUAGAACUACCUUGGCGAGAAUAUUGCAUAAUCGAUAUUAGAAGGGAGCCAUUGCGAAGAAAGUUCAUAUCAAAGCAAAAUGCGUGGUCUAUCGAGCAGCUCGGCGCUGGGCUGAAGUCUGUUUCACGAACUUUCGCUUGGAUUUGCUGGAUUACAUUUGUCUUAGCCUCAUCUAUGUAGUACGUAUACUUUUGUUAUCGAACAAAAUAAAAUAGAAUAAGUUAUUCAGAUUCAAUUAUUCUGUACGUCAUGUCUGAAAUUGAAUGAAAUCAAAGAAGUACAAAGUUACAUGAGAAAC
Molecule: messenger RNA, 428 nt
Organism: Plasmopara halstedii
Lineage: Eukaryota; Oomycota; Peronosporomycetes; Peronosporales; Peronosporaceae
Exons: 1
Coding region: 110-310 (66 amino acids)
Source: RefSeq, a predicted model, not a curated record